AUGUCAAGCAUCGGCAAGCUGAGCGGCAAGGUGCUGCUGGCCGAGCACCUCGUGUUCGUGCUGAUGCUGUUCUGGUGGUUCACAGUGUGGCUGCUCGGCGUAGCGCGCCGCCUGGCGGCCCAGAAGCCGAAGCAGCCCCUCGAGGCGCUCAAGCAGAUCCAGCGCUUGGGUGACGAGAUCAGGGCGCUCGAGGGCCCAGUGGCGGCGCUGAGCUGGCCGGACGUCAGGGAGGCGCCUGCCCCCUCCAUGGACAUGUCAAAGCUGGAAGAUGGGCAGGUAGCGGCGCAUGUGGAUGCGCGGGGCGCCAUAUAUCGGUUCAAGCUGCAUGGGGAUGUGCACGUGAAUAUGUACUACACCAAAGCAGGCCACAUGCGAAGCGGUGAUCUGCACGACAGCAACCAGUAUGACGUGAGCCGCUAUCAAUGA
Monoraphidium neglectum is the source of this 426-nucleotide messenger RNA. RefSeq lists its product as hypothetical. The transcript has 4 exons. The record is from RefSeq and is a predicted model, not a curated record. Bases 1 to 426 code for a protein of 141 amino acids. Lineage: Eukaryota; Viridiplantae; Chlorophyta; Chlorophyceae; Sphaeropleales; Selenastraceae.